AUGGCCUUGUCCAGCUCCUACAACCGUGGAGUUUCGUUUGAUACCUUCGACAAUCGAGAUGCGACCGAAUUCUCGUUGACUCUGAAUUACAAACACAAGGAUUAUAGAAACACGCGCCGUAGCAGGACGUUCCUGUGUGGCACUGAUCAAAACGACUAUUCUGAUUUUGCUUUGGAAUGGCUAAUCGACGAGCUGGUUGAUGAUGGGGAUGAAGUUGUCUGUUUGCGGGUUGUCGACAAAGACUCGAAGAUUGCUAGUGAUUCUUGCGUGGAAGAGGGCAAAUAUCGACAAGAAGCCGAAAACCUGCUCCAGCAGGUGAUUGCGAAGAAUAAGCAGGAUGAAAAGGCCAUUAGCUUGGUUAUGGAACUGGCAGUUGGUAAAGUCCAAGAGAUUAUCCAGCGGAUGAUUCAAAUCUAUGAGCCCGCAGUGCUUAUCGUAGGCACACGUGGCCGCAGUCUCAAGGGAAUGCAGGGCUUGCUCCCUGGCUCAGUAUCCAAAUACUGUCUUCAACAAUCGCCUAUCCCAGUCAUAGUCGUCAGGCCCUCCAAUAAACGGGAGAAGAAGAAGCAGAAACGACUGGCUGCUGACCCCUCUAGAAAGAGCUAUAAUCACUUUCUGAGAAUGAGCGAGGCUCGGGGGGGUCGUCUUCUUGAUACCUCAGUCAGUGGGAACAGCAGCACAUCUAGGCUUCCAGGAGAAGAAGGGGAAUCUGGAGAAUCCCCUACGGUAGCAAAUACCAUCAAAGGUUCUUCGACCAAUGGAGACACAGAACAUCACGACCACGGGUCAGAUCAAGAUCCCCAAUCAUUGUCUGUAUCAAAAGAUCCUAGCCUUGAUAAUGACGCAGAUUCAACGGGAGGCAGGAGUAAUUCUACAAUUACGAUCCCUGAAUCGCCUACUGAAGCCUCAGGAGAAGCUCUAAAGAGCCCUUCGUUACCUGUCAUGGAGAGCCCGAAUCUUAGCCCAAAUGAAGAUGACGAUGACGACGAGGACGAGGAUGAUGACACUGGCGAGGGCGAUGUUACUUAUACAGAUGGAAGCUCUCGAAUUACUACCGCAACAUCGAUCACUGAUACCCAUGAAGGUGGUUUGACAGAUGAAACACCCGCCCCUCUGCCCCACAAUACGGAUACAGAUGCAAAUCAUGUGGAGCUUAACGAUAGCAGCCAGAAGAACAUUGAAAAGGACCAGGACGAUCAUAUCCAAUUACCCAACUUUGAAGCUAGCGCUGGCUCACAUAUUGAUCCUAGCACCAGCACGACCCCUGCGACAAUGCCAGCCUCUGCCGAACCAGCAGGCGAGAAUCCCACGGAAACACAUAAACUGGAAAAGUAA
Molecule: messenger RNA, 1335 nt
Organism: Arthroderma uncinatum
Lineage: Eukaryota; Fungi; Ascomycota; Eurotiomycetes; Onygenales; Arthrodermataceae
Product: universal stress protein family domain-containing protein
Exons: 2
Coding region: 1-1335 (444 amino acids)
Source: RefSeq, a predicted model, not a curated record